Messenger RNA from Arabidopsis thaliana (thale cress), 867 nucleotides. RefSeq names its product NADH-ubiquinone oxidoreductase chain. The record is from RefSeq and is marked reviewed. The transcript is spliced from 2 exons. Lineage: Eukaryota; Viridiplantae; Streptophyta; Magnoliopsida; Brassicales; Brassicaceae. Bases 173 to 493 code for a protein of 106 amino acids.
AAUUUUGAUGCGAAAUUUUCCAAUUCACAGAUUUUGUUUUUCCAUUGUUUUGGAUUUCUAGAUUCUAGUUAUAUGUUGGUGAUAGAUUUUUCCUACAUCUCGUGAUUCUCAAACGCUUCUUGAGCUCUUCGUCGAAUCGGGACUGUGAUCGGGACUUGGUGGAGAAGAAGCGAUGAUAACAAGAUCGAAUCUAGCAGAACAGCUCAGGGAAUAUCAGAUUAGAUCAAAGCAUGAUUGGGCCUCCGUUUCUUUCUUCUCUUCCACCUCCAAUUUCUCUUCCUCCAGGGUUGAUGUUGUAGUCUUUGUCAUAUGGGAACUAGUGAUGUUAGCACUCGUGGUGUUUUCAGCUGUAUCCUUGUACUUCAGGCGGUUGCAACUUGCUUUUAUCCUGCUUUGUGUCACCUUACUAUUACUCCUCUGUAUGAAAAUCACAAAGCAAGUGAGACAUGCUAGGAAGAAGAAGCGAAGGAUGCUUCUUCCUCUCUCUAUGUAAAGACCGAAACCAUUGAGCUGUUGCGAACCGUUUAUCUUCUCACACAACCAAACCACAACUCUUCUCUGGCAUGAGUUUUGUGCCCAUAUGCAUUGAUGAAGAUGACAGCUAAGCUCAGACUGACUCUGGGACGCAUCGCUUUUGUCCUUUGAAGAAUCGACCUGAACUUGAGAUAUGAAACCAGGGACUGCAAUUUCAAGGCUUAGCUUAGACAAAUCAGAACAAAAGUGCUGUAAAGGUUGUUUUCCUGUAUAAAGUAGUAUGGGAGGUUGCUUUAUUUUUCCUAGGCACGAUCACGGAUUGUUAACUUGAGCGUUUUGUGAUUAAAGAUAGUUUUUCCAUCUAUCUAUGUUACACUUAAUAUCAUGAUGAAG